Molecule: messenger RNA, 1687 nt
Organism: Hypoxylon trugodes
Lineage: Eukaryota; Fungi; Ascomycota; Sordariomycetes; Xylariales; Hypoxylaceae
Exons: 2
Coding region: 442-1590 (382 amino acids)
Source: RefSeq, a predicted model, not a curated record
CUACAAAUUCUUCUUAAUCUUCUAUACUUCUCAAAAAAUCAUCAUCUUGAAAGUUACAAGUAUGAUGCAUCCUACGAGUUUAUACGCCGUUUCUACUCCGCACCUAAAACCCAACGGUUCACAAUAUCACACGUUGUAUAUCGGCCCCAUAACAUCGCCGGGUACUCCGGUUCGUAGCCAAGGACCACUAGUUAUAGCGGCUCGCGCCAACAUUAUACUACACGAUACCAGGGGAAGGAUCCUACAAGUCCCAACCGUUUGCGUAUUCGCGAACCCCUUGCUGGUAUAGCUAAGUAGGUAAGUCCGUGUGUAGUUUUAAAGCGGAAGGUUAGUAUUAUUUACUACUAUAAAUGAACUAUCGUCGUAGUUUAAUUGAGCUAUCCCUCUUCACAUUUAUGCCUCGAAUGUAUUGGUAGUGAAGACACGAUCUUGGAAGCAAAUAUGGCGAAAUCAAAGGCUGCUAAGCCAUCCAUCCCGACGUCUCGGCGUCCUUACAAUGCCCUCUUUAUCUCAGCCUUCAUCGCCCUCGCGACUAUCUUCGGCGUGCUCAUGCGCGUCGACACCGCCAUCAAUGGCGUUCCUAUUGAUCUGCCUGAGAUCGUGGAAGCGGGGCACUUCCCCAACGGAGUUCCGAUCGUGAAGCGUUACACAGGUAUUGAGGCCAUCGAUACCGUAGCCCAAUUCUUUGUCGCUGUCUUUCUCGCUGGGCCUCUGGGUUGGGAUCCUGGCGCACAGGCCCAGCAGCGACAUUUCCUCCUUAAUUGGUUCGCUGUUGUGUGUGUUUGGAGCGCGGAGGCGUAUCGGGGACGGAACAAGGGGAGGAUUAUCACUUUCCUCACACCCCUCGCCAUUCUCUACCAGACUGUAGGGGCAUGCGUCAUAGCGCCUCUGUACUAUGCGUUUUACCUCUACUCUUCUUCACAAGAUGCCUACCACUUCCAAGGCCGCGAAGUAUCCCCCGCCUACGCAAAAGUGCUUCUUCCAGCCGCCGUGCUAGGCUAUCUCGUGCCGAGUAUCGCGCUAUGGUAUACACCAUGGAGCAACAACAACGCAGCGCAGUACCUAGCCGCAUUCUGGCAGAUUUCUCCCCUCAUUGCUGGCGCGCUUAUCCCAAUCUUCUCUUUUUUCGUGCCAUCUUCUAGCACCAAAGCCAAGAAUAGCGAUGUCAAGCACCUAAGAGUCUUGUACAUAGUCACAGCCCUCAUAUGCGCCGCUGAACACAUCCACACGCUCUACUCAUGCUUCACAUCAGACGAUCCACGAGUUUCGUUCAGUUACGUAUUCCUGCCGGAUCGGGCUACUAUGAAGGAUAGCAUGACGCUGGGGUUGCAUUAUAUCAUGCAGCUGGAUUUCUGGGGUGUAUUCAUUUCGGCGCUGUUCUGGUGUUGGAUUGUGCUUUACGAUUCUAUGCGCAUACUUGGCGGAUACACCACCUCGCAUCUCAUUCAGAACUUUCUGGGCCUUGUAUUCCACGCGCUCGUGAUUGGCCCUGGAGCCACCCUCGCUUUGGUUUAUCACUGGAGGGAAGAAAGGCUCGUGAUGAUUGAGAGUGGUGUUAAGGGGAGCUGGAAAAAGCCGAAGGCUGCGUAGGUGAUACUCCUCGGGACUUAUAGAGCUUGCGGUCUUAUAUUUCGUUAAUAAGAUGUACAUCGCCACUUACAAUAAAAGUUCACAUAUUCGCUAUAAU